GAGGGGGCUUGGUAAGGCGGACGGACUGCUUCCGGCUAGAAGUUCCGGGAGGAGGAGGAAGCUGCGGCCGCCCGCGGUUGGACGCUGGGGCCGCUUAGCCCUCGGGCGUUGCGGUAGGGCGCUCAGCUUUCUACACUUGUGACAAAACAAGCCAGCAGGAGGGACACACACAGCCCUGGUAAUCGUGGCCCAGCCCUCAUUCUGCGGACAUGGCAAACAAGGGGAACAAGAAACGUCGGCAGUUCUCCCUGGAGGAGAAAAUGAAAGUCGUGGAAGCUGUAGACUCGGGAAAGAGGAAAGGCGAUGUGGCAAAAGAAUUCGGUAUCACUCCUUCCACCUUGUCUACAUUCUUAAAGGACCGCGCCAAGUUUGAAGAGAAGGUCCGGGAGGCAUCCGUAGGACCCCAGCGGAAAAGGAUGAGAAACGCUCUCUAUGACGACAUCGAUAAGGCUGUUUUUGCUUGGUUUCGAGAAAUCCAUGCCAAAAACAUUCUUGUGACUGGUUCUGUCAUUCGGAAAAAAGCACUAAACUUGGCCAACAUGCUUGGCUAUGACAACUUUCAAGCAAGUGUGGGCUGGCUGAACAGAUUUAGGGAUCGCCACGGAAUUGCUUUGAAAGCAGUCUGUAGAGAGGAUAGUGACAGAUUAAUGAAUGGUCUAGGAAUAGAUAAGGUUAACGAGUGGCAUGCAGGGGAAAUUAUAAAACUGAUUGCUGACUACAGCCCAGAUGAUAUCUUUAAUGCUGACGAGACAGGAGUGUUUUUCCAGUUGCUUCCCCAGCACACGCUUGCUGCUAAAGGGGACCAUUGUAGAGGGGGCAAGAAAGCAAAGCAGCGGUUGACAGCACUCUUUUGUUGCAAUGCUUCGGGGACUGAAAAAAUGAGACCAUUGAUUGUUGGUAGGUCAGCCAACCCACGCUGUCUCAAGAAUGUCCAUUCCCUCCCUUGUGAUUACCGAGCCAACCGGUGGGCAUGGAUGACGCAGGACCUGUUUAACGAGUGGCUGAUGCAAGUGGAUGCCAGGAUGAAGCGGGCAGAACGCCGCAUCCUCCUGCUGAUUGACAACUGCUCGGCUCACAACAUGCUGCCACGCUUGGAAAGGAUUCAGGUGGGGUACCUGCCCUCCAACUGUACUGCCGUUCUGCAGCCCCUGAAUCUUGGCAUAAUUCACACCAUGAAAGUGCUAUAUAGAAGCCACCUCCUGAAACAGAUCCUCCUCAAGCGCCACAGCAGUGAGGAUCAAGAAAAAGUGGACAUGAGGCAGGCCAUUGACAUGAUCGCUGCAGCAUGGUGGUCAGUCAAGCAGUCCACGGUGGUGAGAUGCUGGCAGAAGGCGGGCAUCAUCCCUAUGGAACUGACAGAUUCUGGCCCAGAAGCAGCAGCCAGUGAACCAGAGAUAGCCACUGAAGAGUUGUGGCACUCCGUGGCUAUUGCCACCUGUGUCCCAAAUGAAAUAAAUUUCCAGGACUUUGUCACUGCAGACGAUGACCUUAUCAUCUCUCAAGAUCUGAUGGACACAGAGGUCAUCCAGGGCACGGAGGCUGGUGAAAAUACAGAUGAAGCUGGAAGUGAGGAUGAGGGAGAGGCAUCUUCACCACAGCAGCCAAAAAUCACCAUCACAGAGGCCAUCUCAAGUGUACAGAAACUCAGACAGUUCCUUUCCACUUGUGCAGGUGUUCCUGAUGCCGUUUUUGGACAACUAAAUGGCAUAGAUGAAUAUUUAAUGAGAAAAGUGACACAAACUCUUGUUGACUCCAAACUUACAGAUUUUCUCCAAACAAAAUAAUGUAGGAAUUAACUGUCCCUUUUAAUUUAGAAAAUGUAGUUUACAAGAAUAAAGUGAGUUUUGGUUUUUUUUUAAAGAUAGGAUACGGAACUUAAAUUUUAAGAUUUUGAUGACAACGUUCCAGUCCUCUGAAAUAAUCAGGAAACUUCCUUGAAUGGUAUUUGGAAAUGAAAUUUGACUACUA
Leopardus geoffroyi (Geoffroy's cat) is the source of this 1968-nucleotide messenger RNA. It is a transcript of the gene TIGD6, whose product is annotated as tigger transposable element derived 6. The record is from RefSeq and is a predicted model, not a curated record. The transcript is spliced from 2 exons. Gene Ontology annotation, molecular function: DNA binding. Bases 210 to 1784 code for a protein of 524 amino acids. Lineage: Eukaryota; Metazoa; Chordata; Mammalia; Carnivora; Felidae. Gene Ontology annotation, cellular component: nucleus.